Corythoichthys intestinalis (scribbled pipefish) is the source of this 3023-nucleotide messenger RNA. RefSeq names its product distal membrane arm assembly component 1 (gene dmac1). Bases 237 to 506 code for a protein of 89 amino acids. Gene Ontology annotation, cellular component: mitochondrial inner membrane. Gene Ontology annotation, biological process: mitochondrial respiratory chain complex I assembly. The record is from RefSeq and is a predicted model, not a curated record. The transcript is spliced from 2 exons. Lineage: Eukaryota; Metazoa; Chordata; Actinopteri; Syngnathiformes; Syngnathidae.
ACCCGGAAGUAGAACAUUACGUCACAUGUAUGGCGGAAGUGGUGUUUUUAUGUUGCUAAAUAGGUGUCGCAAAAACAACCUCCAGCCACCACAACUUAGUUGCAAAAACUGAAUUAAGCGUUUUUAACGCUUGACUAAAAACAUGAGACAAGUAGAAUAUAAAUUGUUUCGUCAGUGUCCCAUUUCCUUGUUUUAAAUCACUUAAGAACUCGCCUUAGCUCACAUACCUUAGCAAGAUGGCUACCCCCGAGGCACCUACAGGAGAAAAUGUCCCAAUGUCGAAGUCCAUGCAGACGUUUAAAAGCUGCUGGAGCUGUCGCCUAAUCUGCGGCAGUGGUCUCAUCUUGUCCGGGUGGUACGUAUUCAACGCCGCCCGCAGAGUGAUGCGUCUCGGAGGGCCUGUUUCCAUGGGGCAGGUGGCACAGAUUACAUUCGCCGCAGGUUUAGCUUCGUGGGGAGCGGUUGUCAUCACUGACCCUGUGGGGAAAGCGCAAAGGAAAACGUGAAGUAAUGAUACUUGGACACGAACUUUGAAACGAAGAUGAACGCAAUUUCUGUCUCGUGGAGACUAUUUGUAUCUAUUUGUCGCUAUAAAGGAAUUCAAUGAGCGUCUGAUCAAAUCAUUUCAAGAGCAAUGAUAUAGUGAUCCCUUGUUUUUCGCGGUUAAUGGGGACGACAACCAGCCGCGAUAGGUGAAAAACCGCGAAGUAGCGCAUCACCCCCCUAAAAAAAUUUCUGUGUGUGUUUGUGUUCAAUGUAUUUAUUCAGAUUUAGCAUUGAAAAGGGAUACAUAUGACAUAUUUUUCCACUUUUUCCCCCAAAGUAUAAUUAAAAAAAAAAAAAGUAUAUUGCGGAAAACAGUCAGGUGACUUGAAGUUCCACUCAUUUCAAAAUUGUCCUAUAUGCAUGCUAGAGCUGGGCGGUUUACCGAAAAUUUACCAUUACAGAGAUGGUUCACAAUGACCAAUGUAAUUUUAACCAUAUUGGUAAAUUCUUUUUUUAUGUGUUUAAUAAAAUGAAAAAAAAAAAAAAGUAUUUUCAGCCCGCUUUGACUAUAUGUUGUUCUGCUAUGCUCAUUCCCCUUUAAGAAAGUACAGCCAGUGUGCUUACGUGUGAAGUCACGCGGCUAUCAGAAAAUCAAACAAACAAAGGCAUGUUGCUAUCAACUGGUUGCUAAAAAUAAAAAUAAGUAAAAAUUUCAAACUGGCUUAUCUCUUCGUCCUCUGAAGGACCAUGGCCCCCAACAAAAUGUUUACUGCAUAUGAAAUGUAAAUGGCUUCACCUUGCUGGCGUUAAACUGUUCUUUUGGACGUCCGGGUAAGUUGAUCCAUUCUUCACAUUGUUUCCUACGAGUGUUUGGUUUCUGAAAACGUAUGAAGAGAACAUCCUUCAUAUGUUGUAAUGUUAGAGUUGUUUCUACAAGUUCCAGAGCAGCAGUGUUUGAUCGGCAUGUUCUUUUUUGAAAGAUUACUGGCAAAAAAAAAGCAGAAUUAAAAUGGUUUGUAUGCGAGGGCGUGUCAAUAAUGUCCCACUUUUGAGUUAAGAUGGCGAGGUCGCGGUCUAAAAAAUUGCAUUCAGGCAGUACGAUGUUGAGCACAUUAGCAUGCAUGGCAUGUGCUGGUAUGAUAUUCUGACGGUAUAACCUUAAGACAAAUUAUCACGGUUUUACAGUAUUGCGAUUAUAGCUCUAAAAUUUGUUGAGAUAUCUGGAUUAAAAAUAAAUAAAAAUUCCAUUGAACAGGAUUUUUAUUUUUCAAAACAUUAGCAAAUUAGAAAAGUAUAAUGUUAAUAUAGUAUAAUAUUCUAAAAAAGUCUUUGAGCAUCGGUAAAAGCGCUUUAUAAAUAUGUAUUAUUAUUAAAAUGUCUUUUAGGUGGAAAAUGUUCAUGACAGUGUUUACUAACUUUUAAUUUUUUAUAUAUCACAAAUCAUAUUGGAGGUAUUGCCUCCUCUGCAGUCACCCUCCACAAACAUGUUUUACAUGUCGGUUGGCGCUCUCUAAACCGCGGCCCCCUGUAGCUUUUCUGUAGCUGGAGUAUUCCCAUACCAGCGAUUGUUGAGUUUUACCUCCUUCAGCCAAUUUUUUGCAGUUUUGAAACCUUGACGUUUUCAUACCAUGGUAUACCUUGAAACCGGUAAUCUAGCACACAUAAUAUGUAUUAAUGACGAAAGGCAGGUAAUUUGGGAUGCUCACAUCUGAUUGGCUAAUAUGGUACCAGUGUUGAUAGCAACAACAACAAAAAUUGCUGGCUUUUACACGUUUUUCACACAAUUACACAUCAGAAAAAUGAAAUUGUUUCUUCAUUGGAUGCAGGGCCGGCCCAGGCCAUUUGGGGGCCCUAAGCAAAAUAAUGCAAAGGGGCCCAUAUUUUUGGCCCACCAUUUCAUCACAGUGUACUGUGAAACCCAUACAUGCAAUCCAACCCAUACGUCCAUAUUUUGUAUGUUAAUCAGAUUUUGUUGCACUGCAUACGUCAAACUUCUCACCCCAAAUGAUUGUCAGUACUUACAGUAGAUACCGCCAAACCUUUUUCUAAAAGAGGAAAGAAAGAAGUUAAGGAAGAACUUUUAUUUUUUUAAGCUUGUAAUCAAGUAUCAAAAGUCAAAAAAGCUAACUGUAGUAAACAAAAUAGAAUAUAAAUUAAACAAUUGCCAGAUUGGGGGCCCCCUAGUGGUCAGGGGCCCUAAGCAGCUGCAUAGUCUGCGUAUAGGCUGGGCCGGCCCUGAUUGGAUGGACAUGUUAAAAGAUGUCGUCUUUCACUUAAGGGUUUACUUUUUUUUAUUCAUUCUAUGUUUAAUAACUUUAACCUCUUACCACAGCACAGUCUGAUAAGUAAAAUUCAAGCACCAUACAUUGUUGGUCAGUUAGUCAGAGUUACCUUUUAUUAGUGUUAUACUGAUGCGAGCACAAUUGCUCCCAAAGGAAAAGUUUGUUGGUAAGUGAAAAGGGAGGGAUCAUUUUCAGUCGUUAAAAGUCAUGACAUUCUGAUUUUUAAGUUAAAGAAAAAUAUGAAAAUAGAGUUGA